AUCUCUGUCGAAUGAACCCAACGAAAUUUAGUCGAUUCGAUGAAGAUAUCGCCAUCACGCGGGUGUCUUGAAAAAAAAGAAGGGAAAUAAUGAUGGGAUUUAUCGCUUCAAUUCAACCUCCACAGUCAUCAGUGAGGUGGCAGAAAGAUGACACCAUUGCUUUCGUGGAGAAACAAGACUUGUCUAAGGGGACAUUAUACAUAGCUGAAAGCCAUGUAUCAUGGAUUAACCCAAGUGGACAAGGCUUCAAUGUUCCUUACCGUGCCAUCACGGUCCAUGCUAUAUCGAGAGACCUGUCGUCAUUCCCACACGAGUGCCUCUACCUCAUGAUCGACUCCGAUGUGAUGACCGAGCUCAGAGAUGUCCCGGGCCAAGGAGGAGAUGCACCUCAAGAUGACAACAGCGAUGACGGCUUCCAGGAGGAAGAGGGGAAUGAAGUCCGAGAGAUCAGACUUGUUCCUCAGGAUAAAACAGUGUUACAGAGUAUGUUUGAUGCUAUGUCAGAAUGCCAGGCUUUACAUCCAGACCCAGAUGAUGAUGGAGAUGACGCAAAUGCUUUUGUCCAAUGCGAUGAUGAAGAAGAGGAGGAAGAAGAGGAGGAAGGAGAGGAGGGGGAAGAAGGGGAGGAUCCUGCAAUAGGGGUAGAGUUGAUCAUCGCUAAUCAAGGCGACAGCGAUGCCAUGGACACCGGCCAGUUCGACGAUGCGGAUAUGGAUCCGGAGCAUUGACGAACAAUUUCAUUCAUUCCAGCGGACGCUAAAGCUGACAUUGAAGGCUUGUUUACAUUAUAUGUUGAUGUGAAUUCAUUGAAAUGACUGCAUUAUUUCAUGUGGGCAAUGUACUUACAUUGUGUAUCAUCAUGGAGCUAUUGAAACACCUAUACAGGCAAACAUGGAUCUGCUAGAGGUGGACAUCUUUGUUUUGUUUUGCAAUUCCUGCAUACGUGGUCCUUGCUUGUUUGCCAUUAGAGUCUUAAGGGGGAUCAUUGUGGGGGGGGGGGGGAUUUGACCCCACUUCCUGUCAAAGUCUUACAACUGUGAAGAUAUGACAGGACAUUUUUUUUUUCAAGUCUUAUGCAUUUUUUGGUACCAAGGUCAAGACAAUCAAACUACAUGUAAGAGUCAUGGGGUCAUAGCUCAUUUUGUUAUAUGUUGGCACAAAAAAAUAUAUUUUACAGGAAUUUGUGUACACCUAAUGGAAAAUUAUGAUUUACAUUAUUUGUACCAAGCAAUGUAAAUUUCUGAUCCUAUGCCAUCAAUCCUAUCCUAUCUAAAAUUCAUCAGAAACUAAAUUCUAGAAUACCUUUGAGUCAUGAAAACAAUAAAGUACAUAAGCAUAAAAAACAAAUAUAUAUAUAUAAAAGAAUGAAUUUAAGGGUGACAUCUUUUCACAAAAAGUAAUGUUGGAAAUGAUUUCUGAUUUCCCACCAACCUUUUGCAAAAGAUUUUGCUUUAAAGACCCUUAUUUGAAGGGAAUGACAAAAACAAAAUCCAUGCAACUCAUUUGCCAAUUCUAAUAUAAAGAACAAUUUUGCCAAAGAAAUAAAAACCCUGCAUACCAGCACCGUUUACUGCUGUCUCAACUUCCAUCCUAUGCAAAAUUUCUUACCGAUCUGACUUUUCACUGCCAAGGUCAAGAUCUUCCAAUCCCGUAAAACCUUGAUCUGUAAAAGCAUAGAUCAAUCGAUGGUAAGUCAUAAAAAACAAUGUAAUAGUUUGUAUGAGUGUGACUGCCACAUAUAUCCACCCCCCUUCCCUCCAUUCCUUUAUCUCGUCUUAGUCUAGUAUAAAAGGCGAUAUGAGUUUAUAGGCUGUAAGAGGCAGCUGUUAGGACUGGAGUGAAACUGUUGGGCAGCUGUUGUCUCAUUCUUCUACUCCAGGCAGUGAGUGCCCUCUGCAUGUAUAUGCUACCGCUAGAGUCACACCUUCGGAACGAACUCCACACUGACCUAUGGUAUGUCAUUGGAAAUAGCGUAUCAGCUUUUGUUAAUCUGGGUCCCGUAACACAAAGAUUAGGGAUUAAUCGUACGCUUGAUUUUCACGAUUGAUUGUACAUGUACAUUGUAGUUAAUGCAAUCAAUCGUUAAAAAAUGUACGAUCAUUGCUAAGCAUUGUGUUAUGGGCCCCUGGAGUUGGUUGCACUGGUUUGAAUGUAGCAUAUACCUAGGCCCUGUCUUACAAAGACUUGCGAUUGAUCUGAUCACUCCCAACUAUGGCAAUCCACCAAUGUAAUAAUUCUAUAUAGAAGAAAUGUACAAAACAUUCCUUUGGAAACAAGAGGAACAUGAUAAUUUGUCAAAGGAUGAUGGAAACAUGACUAUGAUCAUAUUUAUUAAAAAAAACACUUUGAAGGGACAUAUGCAUUUUAGAUGUUGGAGUCAUUGGGUUUCCAUAGUUGUGAUUAAGUGUGAUUAAUAGGAUCAAUUGUAUCUCUUAGUAAGACAGGGACCCUGUAGUACUUGUCAGUUAGGAAGUACAGUGUAUAUACAUUUAAAGGGAUAGUUGGGUUCCGGGGAAGGCAAAAACAAUCAUUGUGAACUUAAAAUUUAUUUUCCUGUAUGCUUGAGACUAUUGUAUUGUGGUAUGUGUAGUUUCACUGCAAAUUAGUUCUCUUCGUAUGCCCUCGGUUACUUUGUAUUGAAAUGUUGCAUACAAAGACUGAUGAAUAUUUAGGCCAAUAUCAAUGGAGUUGAGGGGUCUGCUGAAUUUAUGUGAGAGAUACGUGGGUUCUGGGGAAGGCAAAAAUAAUCGAGAACUUUUACUUUCUUUUCCUGUAUGAUUGAGAUUAUGGUAUGUGUAGUUGCACUGCAAAUGAUUCCUCUCCAUAUGCCCUCAAUCCCUUUAACUUUAGAGGUUACAUAAAUGGCAGAUAAAUAUUCAGGGGGGUGUUUCACAAAGAUUUAAGUGUGACUUAAAUCACACUUACAUGUAAAUGCCGACAUGUAUCUGAAAUACAACGCACAAUCUAAUUGAUCAGUACGCAGUAGUACGCGUCCUCUUUGCAUGAUCUGACCAAUGCGGUUAUGCCUUUUAUAAUGCACGCAACUAGGCUUUUAAGUGCGACUCGAAGGUCAUACUUAAAUCUUUGUGAAACACCCCCCCACCCCCCCGGCCAAUAUUAUGGAGGUUGAAAGGACUGCAGAAUUAUGCAUCUAGGUAUGCUGACAAAAGUGUAAAAAAAAGUACUAGAACACAGGUAUCACUAGCAAAAUGACUUGUCAAUUUGUAAUUGGAUCGUUUGUACAAUUUUUUCCGAUAUCGACAAUCUUCAAGAGAAGUCUUGUAUACAUUUUGUACAUUAAUGUACAGUUUGGGAAUCUACUAUGUACUUGAAACUUGAAAUGGACUUCUUUUGUUGAAUACACUGAAAUUAUUUAUACUUUAUACAUGUGGUAUAUUGUUCAGGUUAUAUGUUCAUUUAUUUCAACUUCGAUUUUUAUUUCAUGUAUGAAUUAAAAAGACAUGAAAUUAUUUGUUAAACAAAAAAAAAUCUUGUAGAUAAUUCAGCAACUGGAUUUCUCUUUGAAAGAGAAUAGUACAGUACCUGUACAGAUGACGUAACUUUUGGUAUAAAUAUAUCUUUGAAAAAUA
Molecule: messenger RNA, 3590 nt
Organism: Lytechinus pictus (painted urchin)
Lineage: Eukaryota; Metazoa; Echinodermata; Echinoidea; Temnopleuroida; Toxopneustidae
Product: methylosome subunit pICln-like
Exons: 4
Coding region: 90-728 (212 amino acids)
Biological process (GO): chloride transport; cell volume homeostasis; mRNA cis splicing, via spliceosome
Cellular component (GO): plasma membrane; cytosol; pICln-Sm protein complex
Source: RefSeq, a predicted model, not a curated record